Molecule: messenger RNA, 1248 nt
Organism: Ascochyta rabiei
Lineage: Eukaryota; Fungi; Ascomycota; Dothideomycetes; Pleosporales; Didymellaceae
Exons: 2
Coding region: 1-1248 (415 amino acids)
Biological process (GO): translation
Molecular function (GO): GTP binding; GTPase activity
Source: RefSeq, a predicted model, not a curated record
AUGAAGCGGAUGGCCAACUUUGUAGUCGUUGGCCACGUCGACCACGGCAAGAGUACGCUCAUGGGCCGCCUGUUGUACGACCUCAAGGUCAUCGACCAGCGAUCAAUUGACAAGCUGCGCAAAGAGGCCGAGACAAUAGGGAAGUCGUCGUUUGCGCUGGCGUGGGUCAUGGACGAGACGAGCGAGGAGCGCAGCCGCGGUGUCACCGUGGACAUUGCGACGAACUACUUCGAGACCGACACAUCGCGCUUCACCAUCCUGGACGCUCCCGGCCACAAGGACUUCAUCCCGAACAUGAUCUCGGGCUCUUCGCAAGCAGACUUUCCCGUGCUGGUCAUCGACUCGAGCACCAACAGCUUCGAAGCGGGCUUGAAGGGGCAGACAAAAGAGCACAUCCUCAUCGCGCGAAGUAUGGGCAUGCAGCACAUCAUCGUUGCCGUCAACAAAAUGGACACCGUGGCGUGGUCCAAAGGGCGCUUCGACGAGAUAACGAAGAAGAUGACGGCCUUCCUGACGGAAGCCAGCUUUGCCGAGAAGCGCAUCACCUUCAUCCCGCUGGCCGGUCUCACAGGCGAGAACGUCGUCAACAAGAUCGAGAACCCGGCUGCCGACUGGUAUACGGGCGAGACGCUCCUGGAAGCGCUCGAGCGCAUCGAGCUGCCCCAGCGCCAGCUCGAGAAGCCGCUCCGUCUUUCCGUGGCUGAUGUGUUCCGCGGCGACAUGCGCUCUCCCCUCAGCAUAUCCGGCCGCAUCGACGCAGGCACUCUCCAGGUCGGCGACGUCAUCCUCGCACUGCCCGCCAACGAAACAGCAACCAUCAAAUCCAUCGAAGUCCAGGACGCCCCGGUCGACUGGGCCGUCGCAGGCCAGAUCCCGACUCUCCACCUCACCGACAUCGACCCCGUGCACCUGCGCCAGGGCGACAUGGUGUGCUCGCCGCGAGCGCCCGUCAAGCUCGUCAAAGCCUUCACCUCGAAGCUGCUGGCAUUUGAGCACGUCCUGCCCAUGCCCGUCGAAGUCUUCCGCAGCACGCUCAACAGCCCCGGCAGCAUCCGCGUGCUGAGCGCCAAGCUGAACAAGUUCACGGGCGAGGUGACCAAGAAGAAGCCGCGCAUCGUCAAGCCCGGCGAAGUCGCGCGUGUUGUUGUGCAGCUGGAGCGCGAGCUGCCGAUCGAAGAGGGCAUGCGCGUUGUUGUGCGCGAGCGCGGGCGGACGGUUGGCGCCGGGCUGAUGGAGAAUGUUGCCUGA